This is a messenger RNA of Trichoderma reesei QM6a, 231 nucleotides long. RefSeq lists its product as uncharacterized. Lineage: Eukaryota; Fungi; Ascomycota; Sordariomycetes; Hypocreales; Hypocreaceae. Bases 1 to 231 code for a protein of 76 amino acids. The transcript has 2 exons. The record is from RefSeq and is a predicted model, not a curated record.
AUGUCCGCCCCUCUCUUCUGGUCAACGCCCCUCAAGUACUGCUCCUGGGCCGCCCGCGAGCGUCCCGCCUUCUUCUGGUCCGUCGUCGUCGGCGCCGCUGGGCCUCUGCUCAUGCCCAUCGUGCCCCCAAUCCGCCACAUGCUCGGCGACAUCGAUCCUGCGCCCAUUCCCGUCACCUAUCCCGUCCCCGCUGGUCCUCGAAAGCAGCUGACGGGCUACGACGACGAAUAA